Messenger RNA from Trichoderma atroviride IMI 206040, 1151 nucleotides. RefSeq lists its product as uncharacterized. Lineage: Eukaryota; Fungi; Ascomycota; Sordariomycetes; Hypocreales; Hypocreaceae. Gene Ontology annotation, molecular function: monoacylglycerol lipase activity. Gene Ontology annotation, cellular component: mitochondrion. Gene Ontology annotation, biological process: acylglycerol catabolic process. The record is from RefSeq and is a predicted model, not a curated record.
AGGUCCGUGUCUUCUGUGUCUUACCUAGAAGCCCAACUAUCCUGAUCCUGGGUGGUGAAUUGAAUUGAGGCGCCAACUAGCUCAGUUUAUGCAGACGGUUCAUGCAUUUGACGGAAAGAGGACGAUUUCGAUAGGUAGUACAAUCCGAUAAGCCACUCAGCCAUGCCAUUCCUCAAGCUAGAAGACCGAGACCGGCAGCUUUACUAUACCUUGACUUCGCCAACAGCGACAACAUCUUCCAAGAUAACAACUAUUGUUCUUAUCCAUGGCCUGGGAUCUUCCAGUUCUUAUUAUGCACCUGUCAUCCCCAAGCUCGUAGAUGCAGGAUAUUCUUGUUUGGCUCUUGAUUCUCAUGGCUCUGCCUUGACCAAAUUGACUGGCCAGGGCGGCGACCUGGAAACAAUAAUUCAGGAUAUAGGCGCCGCCGUAUCAGCACUCAAAAUAUCUCCUAGCCAUACGAUUAUAGUAGGACACUCCAUGGGCGGUAUUGUCGCUCCUGAAGCGACACUUCGAUACCAAUUCGCCGGCACUGUUCUCUUAGGCCCCGUGUAUCCUAAUGAGGGUCUUGGAAAGGCUAUGGAAGACAGGAUUCAAAAGGUCCAACAGAACGGCAUGGACGGCCUAGCGGAUAUCAUACCCAAGGCUGCAACAGCAUCUACCGCCACCGCACUUCAACGAGCAUUCAUUCGCACUCUUCUCCUUGCUCAAAGUCCUGAAGGCUACAUUGCAAAUUGUAGGGCAAUUAUAAAUGCUUCGGUGCCAGCUUAUGACAAGAUCAAGUCUCCACUCUUGCUGGUCGCUGGUGCUGAGGAUAUGGUUUGUCCGAUAGAGCUCUCGCAGAAAAUCCACGAUAGCUGGGGAUCGACGGAUAAACAUUUGCAAGUUCUGGAUAAAACCGGCCACUGGUACUGCAUUGAGUCGCCUAAUCAAGUUGGGGACGCUAUUGUUCAAUUUUCAAACGGCAUCAAAUCCGUGUAAAUCAUGCAUAAUACUAAACCUUGGCAGCAAGCACGUCAAAGAGAUUAUGAAUAUUAAAUCAAUUCCUGCGUUAACUUGGCGAAACCUUCCUCUCGAUAGGCCAAGGACAUUUAGAGCUUUGACCGACGAUUGUGUAAUGCUCUCAACUCUCUUCUCAGGAUCUUGCCUGUUGG